CGAUUAGCCUCCCUCCUUUUUGCGAUAAUUUGUUCAUUUCAUCAAAAUUGCGUUCUCUUUUGAUAAAUUCUUCAACCUUGUCUUUUUUAACAAGGGAAAAUGUGUACGCUAGAAAAGCGAGGAAACGUCUAUAUUCUAACUCUCACCGGCCCGGGCGAGCACCGGCUCAGCCCAGCAAUGAUCGAUUCGAUUCAGACCACAGUGCGUCGAGUUAAAGUGGACCCCGCUGCCUCGUCGGCAGUUCUCAUCACAACAGCCCAAGGCAAGUUCUUUUCCAACGGUUACGAUCUCGCGUGGGCCAAAUCGAUCCAAUCAAAUUUCCAACUCAUGUCGUCGAAGCUCCGUUCUCUCAUCUCGGAUUUGAUUUCGCUUCCGAUGCCGACGAUAGCCGCCAUCACGGGACACGCGUCAGCUGCAGGAUUGAUUUUCGCUUUGAGUCAUGACUACAUCUUGAUGAGAAAAGAUAGAGGGUUUUUGUAUAUGAGUGAACUGGAUAUCGGUCUAAAGAUUCCAGCUUGGUUUAUGGCAGUUAUUAAGAAUAAGGUCGGUGAGCCGAUGGCUCGGCGCGAUAUGGUGUUGAGAGCAGCUAAGUUGACAGCUAAGGAGGCCGUAGAGAAGAAGAUUAUUGAUGCGGCGUACGACAGUGCGGAGGAGACGAUAAGGGCUGCAGUUGACUUGGGAGAGGAGUUAGUCAGAAGGAAGUGGGAUGGACACGUAUACGCCCAGAAUCGGGUGGUCAUUUUAAAAGAAGUUUUGGAAAAUGGCGACAGAUGAGACUGUAGAUGAUAUCAGCAACACCAGAUCCAAACCCUAGUGCGUGAAUUUCGCACUUUUCAUAAAUUAUUAUCAAAAUUUCGUGAUAAUAAUUUUAAUUGUUUAUUGGGAAUUUCAAAGUUUUAGACUAUAAA
Mangifera indica (mango) is the source of this 908-nucleotide messenger RNA. RefSeq names its product enoyl-CoA delta isomerase 1, peroxisomal. Gene Ontology annotation, biological process: fatty acid beta-oxidation. The record is from RefSeq and is a predicted model, not a curated record. Gene Ontology annotation, cellular component: peroxisome. Gene Ontology annotation, molecular function: enoyl-CoA hydratase activity; delta(3)-delta(2)-enoyl-CoA isomerase activity. The coding region runs from base 100 to 774 and encodes 224 amino acids. The transcript has a single exon. Lineage: Eukaryota; Viridiplantae; Streptophyta; Magnoliopsida; Sapindales; Anacardiaceae.